AUGGUGGUGGCGGCGGUCCUCGCCUUCGUCAUGUGGAAGCUUGUCGGAUUCUCGUCACAUGGAAGCUUGUCAGAUUCUCGUCACAUGGAAGGUUGUCGGAUUCUCGUCGCAUGGAAGCAUGUCGGAUUCUCGUCACAUGGAAGCUUGUCGGAUUCUCGUCACAUGGAAGCUUGUCGGAUUCUCGUCACAUGGAAGCUUGUCAAACUCUUUGUACGGUACCAACAGUUAUGUGUGGUAUCUAACACGAGACGUCCAUCGGUCCAGCGUAACAUAUAUCAAGAAAAUCUGGAAAAAGACUCUAAAGGAGGCAGAAGUGUGGAAAUAUACGAUGCAGUGGGUCUUGCCACACUUGAUACUAUGCUACAAUGUGCUUUUUCCUACGAUGGGAACGUCCAGAAACAGGGGAAACCUUGGUUGCAAUGGUACUGGGUUUUCAGGUUAACAUCGGAGGGAAGGAAAUUCGCUCGUCUUGUAAAUUACGUUCACGAAUUCGCAGAAAGUCUCAUCUCUCGAAGAAGAAAGGAAUUGGAAAAUGACCCUACCCUUUUAGAGAAGAGGAAUUUAGACUUCCUAGACAUUCUCUUGGCAGCUAAAGAUGAACAUGGAGUGGGGUUACUGGACCUGGAGAUCCGUCAUGAGUGUGAUACUUUCUUGUUUGAAGGCCACGAUACGACGUCAUCAGGUCUAAGCUGGGCCAUUUUCUGCUUGGCCCGCUACCCAGACUACCAACAAAUGGUUUUCGAGGAAGUAAAUGAGGUCAUGGGGGAUAGAGCUGAAGUGGAGUGGGGUGACCUCCCAAAAACACCAAAGCUAACCAUGUUCCUUAAGGAAGUUCUGAGAAUGUAUUCGCCAGUUACAGGGGUUUCCCGCGGACUCACUAAACCUGUGGAAAUAGACGGAGUUGUAUAUCCAGCUGACACACAGAUUAGCGUCAGUAUAGGAGGCAUGCACUGCCAUCCUGAGGUCUGGACAGAUCACAAAACAUUUAAGCCAGAGAGGUUCCUAGAGGAAAAUUCUCACGAAAGAGAUCCGUUCAGCUUUGUUCCAUUUGCAGCUGGACCGAGAAAUUGCAUUGGCCAGAACUUUGCAAUGAAUGAAAUGAAGGUGAUCAUUUCAAGGGUCGUACGAAGAUUCAAGGUUGUGUUUGACCCAACCCAUGAAGCAAUCCCGUUCGUAAAACUGAUUCUAAAGGCGGAACAUGGAAUAAAAGUUUAUCUGGAGGACCGAUGA
Ylistrum balloti is the source of this 1230-nucleotide messenger RNA. RefSeq names its product cytochrome P450 4B1-like. Gene Ontology annotation, molecular function: oxidoreductase activity, acting on paired donors, with incorporation or reduction of molecular oxygen; iron ion binding; monooxygenase activity. The transcript has 9 exons. NCBI's taxonomy places the organism in Eukaryota, Metazoa, Mollusca, Bivalvia, Pectinida, Pectinidae. The record is from RefSeq and is a predicted model, not a curated record. The coding region runs from base 1 to 1230 and encodes 409 amino acids.